This is a messenger RNA of Beauveria bassiana ARSEF 2860, 735 nucleotides long. RefSeq lists its product as uncharacterized. The transcript has a single exon. The coding region runs from base 1 to 735 and encodes 244 amino acids. Lineage: Eukaryota; Fungi; Ascomycota; Sordariomycetes; Hypocreales; Cordycipitaceae. The record is from RefSeq and is a predicted model, not a curated record.
AUGGAUUCUUCUAGGACGGCGGCUAGCAGCAGCAAGCAGACCAUGGCGAACGAUACUCCCGAACAGCUUCUCGAUGUUUUCAAGGCUGCCGCACUCUCUGUCACCAAGCUUUACAAGACAUCGGCGUUGGCCGAGUCCAGAGCGCGCACAGAUGGGUACCAAGACUGUCUCGAGGAUCUAUUGAGCUUUCUCGACAAGGAAAAUAUGGGACUUUGUGACGGUGAGGGGUGGGGGAUACGACGAUGGGCCACCGAGCGACUUGAAGGCCGCGACAGCGCUCUCCAGAGCACCGAGAGCGAAGAUGAAACGGAAAAGGCUGCGGAGCGAACGGCAUCACCCGAGAUGACGCGAACGAGCGUUGAACCGCAGCAGGUGGCCAUCCAGGUCCAGGCCGAUUCACCGGCGCCGACGAGCCAACCACGAUCCGACGAACCUACGCACUUUGUCGUUCCUUCACAGGAUAACUUUACCUUUCAGUCUUCACAUCCAUAUCCGAACAUCGCCACACUCGAUCUCUCCGACUCUCGACCCCAUGAUGCAACCGCUUUCCCGGCACGAGCGGCCGCUAAAGCCCGACUGAAUGGCUCCGGGCCUGGUCGGUCUUUGCGCUCAUCCGGACAUUUGGGGCGAGGGGCAGGUUCAAAGCGCCGCAUCAACUUUGAUGACUUUUUCGGCGGGUGCUUUGGCGGCAAGGAUCCUACGAACCCCGGCGCCAAACGUGGCCGACACGCCUGA